Messenger RNA from Carica papaya (papaya), 372 nucleotides. The record is from RefSeq and is a predicted model, not a curated record. NCBI's taxonomy places the organism in Eukaryota, Viridiplantae, Streptophyta, Magnoliopsida, Brassicales, Caricaceae.
AUGUCCGCCCCUAAACUCCUCCUCCUCCUUAUCUUCUUCUUCUUCCUCCACACCUGCAACAGGGUCUCGGUUUUAGCCCUGGAUUCUGUCAAAACCGGCAACAUUGAUGUCGUGGUCAGAAGGGCUCGUACCCAAUCCAUCGAAGAUUGCCUGGCGAAAACCGAGCCGGAAAUGGACUCCGAGACCAGCCGGAGAGUUUUGUUGAUGCAGAAGAAGUACAUCAGCUACGAGACGCUGAAGAGAGACAUGGUUCCUUGCAUUAGGCCGGGUGCCUCUUACUAUGACUGUCAGGCUGGGGUAGCAAACCCUUAUAACAGAGGGUGUGAGAUGAUUACGAGGUGUGCAAGAGGUAUUAAGGACAUCAAGAAUUGA